Molecule: messenger RNA, 857 nt
Organism: Sphaeramia orbicularis (orbiculate cardinalfish)
Lineage: Eukaryota; Metazoa; Chordata; Actinopteri; Kurtiformes; Apogonidae
Exons: 6
Coding region: 78-704 (208 amino acids)
Molecular function (GO): DNA-binding transcription factor activity
Source: RefSeq, a predicted model, not a curated record
GGGUUACGUCACGUCAUAGUUGUGUUGCGUACCCGCGCGGCCGAGAAGUUGAGCUGAAUGAACCCAGACUUUGCAGGAUGGAAGAUUUGCCGUGGCUGCCCUCAUCUAGCAAAGUAGUUAACCAAAGUGGAGGCUAUUUGAGCGUUAUCGUGAACUCUGAGGAAGAACUCACAACCCUCUUAGAAAACCACAAAAGAGCCACACUCACUUCAUUCAACAAGUGGUCUGUCAAGUUCAAAGAUGCUGGGAAACUCAGGCUGCUUUGGCAAGUGGAGGAUUACUCUGAAGAUACCCCACUUUGUGUCACAAAGAGAGUCAUUCGGGACUGUCAACAUGGGAAAGCAUCACGUGCGCACACAGCUAAGCAGGUGCAUUCACUGGAACAUGUGUAUACAAAGAAAAAACUACAUAUUCAGAAAAGGAAGAAAGUAGACUGUCCAGCAAAGAUGUUUAUAAGGCAUGUGAAGAGGUAUGACACGUUUAGUGUUAAAGGAGAGGCCACCAGAGCCAGAAAGGAAGAAACCAUGAAAAGGUUGAAGCAAGAACUGGCCCAAACAAACCCACCAACCUCCACAUUUAUCCACGUCAAACUUCCAUUAGUGGAAGCUCACCAGAACCACUCCAUUAACAUUGGGUGUUGCUUUGGAAGACGAAUCCACCCCAUAACUUUUGCGCAAAGGACCUGCAAAAACCAUAUGAAGUAGACCAGGCCUACUUUCCAUCCAACACAACUAUCCAGAGUCAUAUACACAAGGCCUUAGUGGCAGGCCGUCAUUCUGAAGGAGGAGGAGCAGGGAGCCAGGAAGGAGGAGGAGCGGGGAGCGAGGAAGAAGGAGGAGCAGGGAGCCAGGAAGGAG